CAACUGUUGCUUCAGUGUUACAGGUAUCAUGUAGCUAUUGAUGUACUCUCGUGGUGCAUCGUAGGUACGCCUCAGCCAUCUGACAAUGAACCACAGGCAGUUCUCCUUCAGUGUGCGCAGCGGAAAGUGUAUCAGGAUUUGGUUUGCCCGGUGCCAUUCACACAGAACUCGGACAGUUUCUAACAAGUUGGCAGCUCUGUUGCGUAUUAACAGCUGAUUGUCAAUGUAACAGCAAAUAAAAACAAAACUAGGCGACUUUUGGAACAAACAAUGGCAUUUUGCAUUGCUGUGAUUGGCAAAGACAAUGCACCAUUGUACUUGGCCACGUCUGAUUUGGAGCGGGAGCUGGAUCUGCAAUAUCAUGUACAUGCGGCACUCGACGUGGUUGAAGAAAAGUGUCUAGUGGGCAAGGGUGCGCCCGAGUCCAAGGAACUCUACUUAGGCCUGCUCUUUUCCACAGAGAAUCACAAAAUCUACGGCUUUGUCACCAACUCCCGAGUCAAGUUUAUAGUUGUCAUCGAUUCGAGCAACAUCGCCUUAAGAGAGAACGAAGUGCGUGCGAUAUUUCGUAAUUUACAUAUGCUUUAUACGGACGCUGUUUGCAAUCCAUUUUACAUUCCGGGCGAGCAGUUGACCUCCAAAAAAUUUGAUCGAGCAGUGCAAAAACUUAUGAGCGGCAAUGCUUAACGUUAAGAUUAGCGCCACAGACGAAACGUAU
Messenger RNA from Drosophila montana, 718 nucleotides. Its product is annotated as trafficking protein particle complex subunit 2-like protein. Gene Ontology annotation, cellular component: TRAPP complex; nucleus; cytoplasm. The record is from RefSeq and is a predicted model, not a curated record. Gene Ontology annotation, biological process: endoplasmic reticulum to Golgi vesicle-mediated transport. The coding region runs from base 271 to 687 and encodes 138 amino acids. NCBI's taxonomy places the organism in Eukaryota, Metazoa, Arthropoda, Insecta, Diptera, Drosophilidae. The transcript has 7 exons.